Molecule: messenger RNA, 6796 nt
Organism: Erpetoichthys calabaricus (reedfish)
Lineage: Eukaryota; Metazoa; Chordata; Cladistia; Polypteriformes; Polypteridae
Gene: fdxr
Product: ferredoxin reductase
Exons: 12
Coding region: 493-1977 (494 amino acids)
Biological process (GO): ubiquinone biosynthetic process
Cellular component (GO): mitochondrion
Source: RefSeq, a predicted model, not a curated record
AGGUCAAGGCCAGCAACACGGGCAUAUUUACAUGAAGGACACACGCAACGGUUAUCUUUUCACGUGAUUCCUAUUACCGUCCUUGAUCCUUUCCUUACAUAAAUAAGACCAUGGGUCAGCUUCGCAUGAAAUGCGGAUUCCACACAAAGCACGGGUCAUGGUUCGAGUUGCUGACAACGACAGGGAACUUUGAUGUUGUUUCGUAAAGGCGCGCUGUCCCGCUGAGCAAAGCACUCGCCGCCGGUCUGUAGAGCGGGAAGCGAACUUUUAAGGACUUGCACGGACGCCCGGCGUCUGUUUGUUAAGCUCUGAGAUGGCUCGUCAGUCUUUCAGUUAAACAGGCUGCAAACACUCACUCUCUCUUUCUCAAGCUACUUGCCACCAAGCUCCGGUCCGGUAGGAGUUUUUAAACCAAAAGCUGAAGAGCCGGCGUCUGCUCUUCAGGUGUUCAUCCCCUCCCGGUGAAGUGUUCUCUCCGCGCCGGUGUUCGGCAUGUCCGCUUACUGCUCACGAUGGACUCUGCGCUUCCUCAACCGCUUAUGUGUGAGCGGCUUGGCAAAGACCAACAACAAGCAUGUUCAGCACUUCAGCUCCCAGACUUCUCCUUCUGUGCAAGUCUGCAUUGUGGGCAGUGGACCAGCAGGGUUUUACACCGCGCAACAUUUGUUGAAAAGUCACAAAGGCAUCCAUGUGGACAUCUUUGAGAAACUUCCAGUACCAUUUGGUCUUGUACGUUUUGGUGUAGCACCCGACCACCCUGAAGUGAAGAAUGUAAUCAACACCUUCACUCAGACAGCUCACCUGGAACGCUGUGAAUUUUUUGGCAAUGUUACAAUCGGAUCAGAUAUUACAAUGGAAGAACUAAAAAUGGCUUAUCAUGCAGUGAUCUUGUGCUAUGGAGCAGAAGGUAGCAGAAGCUUGGGUGUGCCAGGGGAGAAACUUUCUGGUGUUUAUUCCGCAAAAGACUUUGUGGGAUGGUACAAUGGACUCCCAGCAAAUAAAGAUCUAAACCCUGACCUGAGUAGUGAUGCUGUUGUGAUUCUUGGACAGGGUAAUGUGGCCUUGGAUGUUGCAAGGAUUCUCCUUUCCCCUGUAGAACUUCUCAAGAAAACUGAUAUUACCCAGGCUUCUCUGGAUUCCGUAGCAGCCUGCAAGAUUAAGAGAGUUGUGAUUGUAGGCAGGCGAGGCCCUCUACAAGUAGCUUGUACAAUAAAGGAGCUUCGUGAGAUGGUAAAUUUACCAGGAACUAAGCCGGUCUUAGAUCGCAGGGAUUUUGAAGGAAUCAAAGAUGCAUUAAAAGAUAUAGCUCGUCCCAGAAAGCGCUUAACAGAGCUCCUGAUGAAAGUAGCAAUGGAGGAACCAUCUGGCAGAGACGCAGAACGCUGGGCAGCAGCGUCACGAGAGUGGAGCCUCCGAUUUCUGCGAAGCCCCAUCAAAAUCCUUCCCACAGCUGAUGGGAAGAAAGUUGCUGGAAUUCGAUUUGCGGUCACCACACUGGAGGGUUCAGGGGAGAAUGCCAAGGCUGUCCUAACUGGACAAGAGGAGGAAGUCUCAUGUGGGCUCAUUGUGAACAGCAUAGGUUACAAGAGUUUGCCCAUUGAUGAUGGCGUGCCAUUUGAUGAAACCCAAGGAGUGAUUCCUAACGACAUGGGUCGAGUAUGUCAAACGCCUGGUCUCUACUGCAGCGGUUGGGUGAAGAGAGGUCCCACUGGCGUCAUUGCCACAACUAUGAAUGACAGCUUUGAAACUGCACGUUGUGUACUGGAGGACAUUGACUCCCGAGUGCUGGACUGCAGCAUGGCCAAACCUGGGCACCAUGCUCUGCGUGGGCUACUGGAGAAGCGAGGUGUGACUCCAGUCUCUUUUUCCGGUUGGGAGAAGAUUGAUGCUUUAGAGGUGACACGCGGGGAUGAAAUUGGAAAACCAAGAGAAAAGCUACUGGAUGUGCAGGAGAUGCUGCAGCUGGCCAGGGCUUGAGGCAACAACUCAACUGAAAACAAGAAAAUGUUAGAAAACCCCAAUGCUGGCUGUUCUGUUUUUAUCAAUGCAGUAGUAGACAUAAUAGAUUUGAAUACUACAAGCCAAAAAAGAAAAACAGAGUGCUGGCCACUUGCAGAGCUGUCCUUUGGGGACAGGAACAGGAACUUGACAGGUUUCCCCAGGCACAGGUAUGAAUGGAAAUUGUUUUGUACUUCUGAAUAUUGUGGCCCAUCGCUGAAGCUGAAGACCAAAAUGUACGUGUCAGGCUCUGUAUGUCACAGUUUCAUUUUCUGUUUGACUCGUCACCUUUUUUAGUUCAUAACUGCAUGACUUAUGAUGCUAAAAUUCAACACAACUGCACACUGUACAUAUUAUGCAUUCUUUUGCAUAUAAAAUGGACAUUUAGUUCAAAUGAAUAAUUAGUAUGACAAUCUAAAUACUUUAUACAUAUUUUAUCCAGAGAAGCUGUAGCCUACCAACAGUAGUUAUGUAUGACAUGCAGCAAGUUUAAGGGUGACCAACUUUGGCCAUCUGUCAUUUUGAAUUUAGUUUUUUUUUACUUUUCCACUUUCUUACCCAGGCAACACCACGUGAUUCAGCUUGUGUACGUGUCCGGGGUCCUCAGUCACGGUCCUGGAGGGCCACAGUGGCUGCAGGUUUUUGGUCCAACCCAAUUGCUUAAUCCAGGCAUGUCAAACACGUGGCACCCGGGCCGCAUGACAGAUCCUAGUUAGCACUGAACUUGUACAAAAUGAUUACUAUCCUUUGUGAUUGAAUCAUUCUGCAUCUUCGGUGUUACUUAUUCACUUUUCUUACUUCUGCCUUCUGACAAAAGCGCGUUUUCCCAUGGCAUUAUGGUACCGGAAACGUCAUCUGCUAGUAUAGCCACGAGCCUUGACCAAAGUUAAUGAGCCGCAGCGUCACAACUGAAGUGCUUGGCUGCAGCAGGGGUGGCCUUAGGUAUGUGCAAACUGUGCACCUGCACAGUGCCGCCAAAUAUCAGGGGCCGCCACACCAAUAUAUAUUGAAUAUUAAACAGAAAGAGAAAAUAACGACACAGCUGAUGGCAAUGUGGCCGAAAAACAUUGUGUUUCUUGUUAAUUAGUACGCUGUAUUUACAAAUGUCGCUAGAGUCGGAGCAGUAAGCCAUAUGUAGUAUUAUAACGUUCUGCCGUAAUGAGAAUAUCAUGGGCCGCCACUUGGUUUUCAAGUUACGGACACGCGUAUAUAGAAGUGUGUCAUGAGCAUGAAGCAGCUAUGCAGUGUCCGCAACGGAUGUGGCCAUCCGCCGUGCAUAAGAUACCAUAUUGACAUUGCCAGGCAAAGGGGCCACCGAUUCUUUCUCUGCCCAGGGCUGCCACGAGCCUAGAGCCGCCCCUGCUAAGGCUACACUAGUGACUGGGCUGCUGAGACUGACCACUGGGCAGAACUGACCAUCACGAGUAGUAAUAGCCCGCAUAUUUUCACGUUUUUUUGCUCUAGUUUCAUGUAAUUUUUGUGCUAGUAUUGUAACGAACAGUUAGUGCAGACUACAACUGAAGAUCUGAAGUGGACGCGAGAAGUUGGUGAGUUGUUAACAUAUUUUUGAGUUUGUAAAAUUAUUGUAGGUCAGGGGGCUUUUUGCAUAUCGGCUUAUUUUACAAUGUACACUUUGAAGUAAACUUAGUAAAGUAAAAUUAGAAUUUUGGAGGAUUUGUUUUCCAACUUGAAUUACUGAGCAAUGAAUUCAGUGAGCAUUUUCGUGAUUUCAGUUCGCACAAACAGGGCAUUGCGCUGUCCUCUUAUAACGUUGAGAAUGCGCCUGAGAAUAUCCAAAUGGAGUUGAUUGAAGUGCAGUCAGAUUCUAUUCUGAAGGCAAAAUACAACGAAGUUGGUGUGCCAGGCGUGUAUGCUUACCUGCCACCCUCGUAUGUGCAGAUCCGUAAGUUGCCAUCGAGAGUAGGCUACUGUCAAUGUUCGGAAGCACUUUGUGAGCAAUUGUUUUCGUUAAUGAAAGCUACCAAAACCCCACAUCGCUCAAGACUUACCGUCGAGCACCUUUCAUCCCUCAUAAAAGUUGCAGCUGCACAAGAUUUCAAGCCUGAUAUUGACAAACUGGUUACUAACAAGAGAUGCCAAGUGUCGGGACAAAAGAAAUAAAUCUCACACUGUAAGGCUCCUAUAUAAGCAAUGAAUAUAAUAUGAAUAUAAUAAGGACCUAGCUAAGAGGCUAAGACUCUAAUUCUACACUGUUGUAUGGAGACUGUAUGGAAAUAAAUUGCUUUUCUUUAAACUUUAAGUGUUACAUUUUUUAAAGUUUUCAGUAUUGGAAAGAAAGCUACAGUAACUUUGUAUAAUAGUAUUUGUUACAGUGCGGCCCGUUGACGCACUUAUGGCAGUCGAAGCGGCCCACCAAUGGUAGUGAGUUUGACAUGCCUGUCUUAAUCAGAAGCACUUAUUAUUCAACUAACACUUCUGCUUCACUUUAGUUGUCUUGUUCGUUAAGAUUUUGAACCCUUAUUGCUUAUUUUAGUCUUAAACGGCUGUAUUUUUGGUUUUUAAUUGCUCCUAAUUAGAUGCCAAUGACAAAAGAGAGCAGCAUUUCUCCAUUUAGCUUGUUACCAUUUACACCUGUGGGUUUUUAUGAUGCGCAACAUUGGGUUUAAUUAAAUACUUGGAGGGAAAGUGAAGAGAAAUCAGUGCAGGACUGAGAAUUACUCGUCUGUUUUAGACUUCAGAUCAUUCGGAUGAUAUCCUUAGAAAGGGGAAGAAAAUCUGGGAUAUGAGAAUGAGCUGACAUGGCAGAGUUAAAGCAACUAGCAAGCCAUGAAAUUAAAUUAUUGGCAAGAAUUGCUUUCUAAUUAAGCAACUGGGUUAAAACAAAAACCUGCAGCCACUGUGGCCCUUCAGGACUGGGAUUGAGGACCCCGGUGUAUAUUCUAUAUACCUACAGUGUAGACUCACUGAAGAAAUUAUUCAGAGCCAUUGUACUAAUACUGAUUACUGUACUGUACUAAUACUACCCUUUUGCUCUCAAGAUUCCACAAGAUGUUGGAAGUCUUCCUUUGUGUGAUGCAUUCAUGUCAACAUGGACCAGCAUCUCAAUUUCUGCAGAAAGCUAUCAUCUGCACAUUCAUGCUAGAAAUCUCCUGUUGUAUUAAGGUCUGGUGACGGGGCAGGCCAUUGAAGAACACUGAACUCCUUGUCAUGUUCAUGAAACCAGUAGCCAUUAGAUGAUGGGUGAGUUGUGGCCAUGAAGGGAAGCACAUGGUAAGCAACAAUACUCACAUGGGCCUGUGGCAUUCAAGUGAUAAUUGAUUAGUAUUAAUGGGCCCAAAGUGUGCCAAGAAAACAUUCCCCACACCACCACCACCACUACUAGACAGGACUGUUGACUCAAGGCAGGUUGAGUGCAUGGAUUCAGACUGUUCAGUUUUGAUGAGCCUGUGCCCACUCAAUGUUUGGAUUUUGGCUGACCGGAGUAGAACCUGACGUGGUCUUCUACUGUUGUUGUGCCCCUGCCCCAAGGUUCCAUGUCUUAUGCAUUCUGAGAUGCUCUUCUGCUCCCCUUAGUUGUACAAACUGGUUAUCUUGAGUUAUUGUCGCCUUUUUGUCAGAUUGAACCAGUCUGGUCACAUUGUUCUCCUGACUGCUUCCAUCAGCAAGACAUUUCUGUCCACAAGAAUGGGAUGUUUUUUGUUUUUCACACCAUUUUGAGUAAAGUCGAGCGACUGUUGUGUGUGAAAAUCCUAGGAGAUCAGCAGCUAUAGCAAUACACAAACCAGCCCAGCUGGCAUCAACAGUCCUGCCACAGUCCAAACCAUUGAGAUCCCAGGUUUCCCCCAUUCUGGUGUUUGAUGUAAACAUUAACUGAAGCGUUUGACCUUAGUCUGCAGGAUUUAAUGGAUUGUACUGUUGCCACUUGAUUGGCUGAGCAGAUCAUAGCAUGGAUAGCAGGUGUUUCUAAUUUUCCCAUUGCUUGUAUUUAAUUUGCAUAUUACAUUUUCUUCAGUGAAUUGUCACCCCGCCCGUAGAUGUGCACAUUGGGCUGACUGAUAACUCUGAUUUGGUUUGGGGUACAUUUAUGUGUAAGAGUGGACUGGUGCCUUGUCCAGGGCUGUUUCCAGCCCACCCAUAAGUCAGACUGUGCAGUUUUCAGAAUGUGAUAUUCUGUCCCGUUCUUUUCUCAAAUAAGCUUCAGUGCUAAGACGGGCAGUGUGACCGGGUGCCUGAAGUGGUGGGUUGUAAACCCCAAGGUUGCCGGCUCUGACCUCAUCACUGGCUUGCCGUGUGACCCUGAGCGUGUCCCUUGUCCUGUUAUAUGGAAACCUAUGACGUGGAUAUUUAUUAACUGGCCCCUCUGAAAGCGUGCGCUAGCAGGUUAAGCGAUCCUGAACAAGUGCCUCCAUUUUAAGUAACUGGUGAGGUGCAGACCGGGGACAGGUAUUGGACUGUAAGUCACUAAGGUGCUGUUAGUUUAGUUUUGCACCACCGACUCUCUCUGUUUGGCCUCAUCUCCUAGAAAUAUGGGCACAUCUGUGCUGUGCCGUAACAGACCUUGAGAUGGCAUGUGUGACAUGAAGGAACUGGUGUGGCCAAGUGGGUAACACGUCACGACAGUAAACGAAGGAGGCCAGUUCAGGUCCAUCACCGUCAGACCCUGUGACCCCAAGCAAGACAUUUCACCUCAUGGUCUGUCCAUUUGGUUUAUUUUAAUUAUAAUUUACAGUAGAAUGAAAACAUUUGUUGUUGGUCCUGCUUGUGCAGAACUGCGGUUUACUUUGAUUUGCAUGUCAUCAACUAAAUGAUUUAAUCUAAUGAAUCAGUGAAAGUUGUA